Molecule: messenger RNA, 4529 nt
Organism: Salarias fasciatus (jewelled blenny)
Lineage: Eukaryota; Metazoa; Chordata; Actinopteri; Blenniiformes; Blenniidae
Gene: klhl29
Product: kelch like family member 29
Exons: 15
Coding region: 237-2873 (878 amino acids)
Molecular function (GO): protein binding
Source: RefSeq, a predicted model, not a curated record
UUUUUUUUAAUGUCUUUUUGUAAAAUGCAAGAGCGGGAUAGAGGCAGCGUUCAUACAUAAUCAGCGCCGUAGCGAAACAAGGACAAACGCCGGGGGGACAGGAGCAACCGAGCGGCCGCCGAGGUGUACACACCGAUACUCAAAAGAUCUCAUUUGUUUGUGAUGAGCAUCCCCGUCCACCGGAGACCAAAGGUACGGCCUGCCCCCGUUGUUCCCUCUGAGAGGACGAGGAAGUGAUGUCACGCCACCACCACCGCUUCGAGAGGGACUACCGGGGACCUUGGGAGCGGAGAGACAUCCGUCCGUCUGGCCUCCACAAUGGAGGAGCCAAUCACAGCUGUGCCUCUGCCGUCGUCAAUGGCAACAACCGUCCGGGGCUACUUCCCCUCCCAGUCAUCCCCUCCCUCCUCCCCACCCCGGCUACAGUUGCCGUGACAACGUCGAGCGGCGACAUCGCGGUCAAGAGAGGCAUCGCGGCGGUGGGAUCGGCGGCUCCGGCGUCAGCCAAGGUCUCGGGACUGUCUCCCGGAGACAACCAGACCCCGGGACUCCUGCUUGCUCCGGGGGUGAGGUGGGGACAGACGCCCAUCAACCAGCUCACGCCGUGGGAUACAGAUGAGCCCCCUGCCAAGCAGCACCGAGAUGGCGAGCCCAGCGGUCCAGCCUGGGCGGCGCCGGUAGCAGCGGUGAGCCAGCCCAGCCUCCUGCCCCACACCUACGCCCUUCCUCAGCCGCCUUCUUUCAACCACACCGUCACCGCGCAGUCCCCCAUCAUCGGAGUCAGCCCGUCCAUUCAGAGCUCAGUGCCCCCGCAACACCCCCUCAUGACGGCCCACUUCCAGCUGACGCCACAGUCCACCCAGCAGCCGCCCUCCAUGGUGCUGAGCAUGCCCAGCCAGCCGCCGUACCCCUCGGCCCAGCCCGCCGUCACGCCGUCCGCCCUCGCCGCCCAGGCCAACCAGGUGGUUCACCCCAACCCUCACGGCAUGAUGGGCAACGGCCACUUAACCUCCCACCCCAGCCUCAUCCAGCCCCCGUCCCUGCACCUCACCAACGGACAGGCGACAGCGGCGGCGGCGGCGGCCGCCCACGGCCACCCCACAGACAAUCAGGACGCUCCCAACGGGCUCCAAAUGCUGCGGACGGUCGGCAGCGGGAAGUACGAGUUCAGCGACCCGGGACAUCCCAAAGAGAUGUUGAAGGAGUUGAACCAGCAGCGCAGAGCGAAAGAGUUUACAGACCUGAAAAUUAUUGUUGAAGGCAAAGAGUUUGAAGUCCACCAAAAUGUUCUAGCUUCCUGCAGCUUGUAUUUCAAGGACCUGGUGAAAAGGUCACUGGGCGAGACGAGGAGCGGGGAGAAGCUGGAGCUGAGCAUGAGCAACAUCGGCGCCGACGUGCUGGAGCUGCUGCUGGAGUUCGUCUACACGGGAUCGCUGGUCAUCGACUCGGCCAACGCCAAGACGCUGCUGGAGGCGGCCAACAAGUUCCAGUUCAACACCUUCUGUAAAGUCUGUGUCUCCUUCCUAGAGAAACAGUUGACCGCGUCGAACUGUCUGGGCGUGCUGGCGAUGGCCGAAGCCAUGAGCUGCACGGAGCUCCACAACAUGGCCAAAGCCUUCGCGCUGCAGAACUUCCCUGAGGUGGCCGGUCAGGAGGAGAUUCUGAGUGUUUCCAGGGAGGACCUGGUGUCCUACCUGUCCAACGACAGUCUCAACACCAAGGCGGAGGAGCUGGUCUAUGAAACGGUGAUCAAAUGGAUCAAGCAGGAGCCCAACUCCAGAGUGCAGCAUUUGUCGGAGCUGCUGGCGGUGGUCCGCCUCCCCUUCAUCCACCCGUCCUACCUGCUGAACGUGGUGGACAACGAGGAGCUCAUCAAGUCCUCGGAGGCGUGCCGCGACCUGGUCAACGAGGCCAAGCGCUACCACAUGCUCCCCCACGCGCGGCAGGAGAUGCAGACGCCCCGGACCCGGCCGAGACUCUCCGCCGGUGUGGCCGAGGUGAUAGUUCUGGUGGGAGGGCGUCAGGCCAUCGGGAUGAACCAGCGAUCCCUGACAGCGGUCACCUGUUUUAACCCCCAGAACAGUAAGUGGUACCCGCUGGCCAGCCUGCCCUUCUACGACCGCGAGUUCUUCAGCGUCAUCUCGGCGGGAGACAACAUCUACCUGUCAGGGGGGACGGAGUCGGGCGUGAUGGUGGCCGACGUCUGGUGUUACAUGUCUCUGCUGGACAACUGGAACCUGGUGUCCCGGAUGACCGUGCCUCGCUGCAGACACAACAGCCUGGUGUACGACGGCAAGCUGUACACCAUCGGGGGCCUGGGGGUGUCAGGAAACCUGGACCACGUCGAGAGGUACGACACGAUCACCAACCAGUGGGAGACCGUCUCGCCUCUCCCCAAGCCGGUGCACUCUGCGGCAGCCACCGUGUGCGGAGGGAAGGUGUACGUGUUCGGAGGCGUGAACGAGGCCGGCCGCUCGGCGGGCGUCCUCCAGUCCUACGUGCCGCAGAGCAACACCUGGAGUUUCAUCGAAUCGCCCAUGAUAGAUAACAAAUACGCCCCUGCAGUGAGCCUAAACGGUUUUAUAUUCAUCCUGGGAGGGGCCUACGCUCGAGCUACCACUAUCUACGACCCAGACAAAGGCAACAUCAAGGCCGGGCCCAACAUGAAUCACUCGCGGCAGUUCUGCAGCGCCGUCGUCCUGGACGGGAAGAUCUACGCCACCGGGGGCAUCGUGAGCAGCGAGGGCCCCGCCCUGGGCAACAUGGAGACCUUCGACCCCUGCAGCAACACGUGGACGCUGCUGCAGUCGCUGCCCUGCCCGCUCUUCAGACACGGCUGCGUGGUCAUCAAGAAGUACAUCCAGAGCGGCUGAGGGUCGGGGGUCGGCGCCGAGACGCACGCGCACACACACAUACACACAAACACAAACACACACACACAGGACGCACGGUUUGUGGGACGACGUGUGACGGCAGCUUAGAGCCGGGGCCACCAACCUCUGGACAUGACGCCAGCAUCCAUCCACACCGCUCCCCCCCCCUUCUUCCUUUAUCGUUCAGACGAGACGACCCCUGACCCCGCCCACCCUGUGCAGAAUGUACUCAUGCUCGACUACUCGGCCAUGUCAGGUGACCAUGCCUAACCUCCAGUACUGUAUGUGUCAUGGUGGUAGUUGAUCCUCAUAAACAGGCACAGGGGCCCCUCUUAGUAAUUUACAAGCUUUAUUUUUUUGUUUUGUUUUUUGUUUUUUAAUGUCAUUCUUUUAAAUUCUGUCUUUUCCGACUGUCUGUGAAUGCACCGCCUGAUCCUUUCCUUUAAACUCCUCUGAGCGCGCUCAGUGAAAGCCAUCGCAGGUUCAGACCUCCACCAGAUUAACUGUGUACAUUUCUCAGUGGAGACAUCUACAGGACGGGAGGACGAGGGCGGCGGCGGCGGCGGAGGGUCCGUAUCCCUCCUUAUCGCUGGAUGUUGACGAGUUUCCUCUUUCUCCCCACUGUAUCAGGAAGCCAAAAAAAAAAAAAAAAAAAGCCAUUGUGAAGAUUUACGAGGUAAUCUGAAAACCAGAUUUGGACGUGCGCGAUUCUUUUAAUGACUCGCCGAACAUCGGAAAAACCAUCAAACCGAGGUCAAGCAGGGUUUAAAGAGGGAAAACACCAGGUUUUUCUUCCCCGUCAUUCUUGUGCAAUUCCAGCCUGAUGGAGAUAUCAUCUGGUGUGUUAAGUGGCUUGUUUUCAGCCUCCACUGCGUGAGGAGAGAGGGCGAAACUCCCGCUCAAACCGUUCCUCCGGGAUAAAAAAAGCACAAUAUUCACCUGUGACUGUUACCAUAGACGUUUUCUCUGUCUUUCAUAAGCGUCCCCCCCCCCCCUUCUUCUGUUUUAUACGUGUUACAUCGCAACCCUGCAGAUUAGGCUGGGUUGGUUAUUCUGUAAAUACAGGAAGGAAAUAUGUAUAUUUUAAAAACCUGAAGGCAAUUCUGUAUAAAUGUUUUUAGAAAAAAAAGUGAUAGGCUGGAUUGAAAAUGGUAUGUCUGUAAAUCUGUACCCGAGGAGGAGAGAAUUAACAAUUGUUAUUAUUGAAACCUAAUACAUAUACCAGAACAUGAGCUCGUGUCCCGGCUGUUCUUCGUGUCUCGUCUAUCUGGUGUCACGUUUUUAUUCAUUUGAUGGAAGAAGAAGAAGAAAAGCGAAACCUUUCCAAAGUUCAAUUUGCACCUUUAUUCAAGUAUAUCACAGCAGUUUAUUUGAGAAAUACAGUAAAUGUUUCAUUUCAAAUAUAACUUACACUAAAGUAACAACUGCGAACGAGUGUGUUAAAUACACAAACAAAAAAACAAAAAAGAACAAAGUCUUCGACUAAAUUAGCUGGAGGAAAACAAAAAAAACAAAAAAAAAAAAGAGGGAAGAACAAAGUCAUCAAGGAGAGAACAAGCCUUUUCCUUCUGCAUACUGGACUAAGGAGUCUCAACUACCAGACAAAAAUUGGUUGUUAGUCCAAACUGGCUACAAUUGAUAAAAAAGAAAGGAAGA